Molecule: messenger RNA, 2147 nt
Organism: Danio rerio (zebrafish)
Lineage: Eukaryota; Metazoa; Chordata; Actinopteri; Cypriniformes; Danionidae
Gene: cfap52
Product: cilia and flagella associated protein 52
Cellular component (GO): axoneme
Source: RefSeq, marked provisional
GUUUUCGAUUCAUAGUCUGAAGCUGAAAGUAUCACGAUGGCAGAUGACACACAAGAAGUCCCUCAACUAGCAUUAGAGGCUGUGAUAGGUUUUAAUGGACACGUGUUUUCUGGACUUAAAGUACAUCCAGACAAAGAACAUCUCAUUUAUCCUCUUGGCUGCACUGUUAUUAUUAAGAGUCUGAGAAGUGGAAAACAAAGUUUCCUCCAUGGCCACACAAACAAUGUCUCUUGCAUUUCUGUGUCUAAAAGUGGACGCUAUAUUGCAUCUGGACAGGUUACUUUCAUGGGCUUUAAGGCUGAUGUUAUUAUCUGGGACUAUGAGAAGAAGGAGAUUUAUGCUCGUCUUUUGCUUCAUAAAGCUAAAGUUGAAGAUCUCAGCUUCUCCCCAAAUGAUAAAUAUUUGGUAUCACUGGGUGGACAGGAUGAUGCCAGUAUAGUAGUGUGGAACAUCGAAAGUAAGGAGGCUAUAUGUGGCAGUCCUGCUUCAGCACAGAGUGCUGGUCACUGCCUCGCCUUAGAGUACACCAACUUGAGUGAUGAAAUCUUUGUCUCUGCUGGAAAUGGAACUCUGCGUGUGUGGGAACUAGAUUUGCUUAACAGAAAGAUCCGGCCCACCGAAUGUCAGACAGGACAGCUCAAGAGAAUUGUCAAAUGUCUUGAGAUUCCAAAUGAUGAUAAUUAUUUCUACUGUGGAACUACAAGUGGAGAUAUUCUGAAAGUGAACCUGAAGACAAGGUUGCUCAACAGCUGUGGCCCCGUUAAACAAAAAUUCAGCAAGGGAGUCAACACUCUUAAAGUCUUGAAGACUGGUGACAUUUUAGUUGGAUCAGGAGACGGGAUGUUGACUUUGUGCUCAGGAGCCAAUUUCAAAACCAUUAAGAGUGUUCAGUUGGAAGGAGGGGUGACAUCAGUGACCUUGCGUGGAGACGGACACCAGUUCUAUGUUGGCACAGAAGCAGCACAGAUGUACAGUUUAAGCUACACUGACUUCAAACCAGAGCUCACUGCUACAAACCACAACAGUGCAGUAAAGGAUGUGGCCUUUCCUUUUGGGACAUCAGAGCUCUUUGCCACCUGUUCACACAACGAUAUACGAGUGUGGCAUUCUGAGUCGUCCAAGGAGCUUCUGCGUAUUACGGUGCCUAACAUAACAUGCCAUGCUCUUGGCUUCAUGCGAGAUGGAAGGAGCAUCUUUAGUGCUUGGAAUGAUGGGAAGAUUCGUGUGUUUACCCCAGAAAGUGGGAAGCUAAAGCUAAUUAUUCAUAAUGCCCACAGUAUGGCUGUAACUACUAUAGCUGCGACCAAUGACUGCAAGAGGAUCGUCAGUGGAGGAGGAGAAGGACAGGUGAGAGUUUGGGAGAUAUUCCAAGACUCAUAUCGACUCAUUGAGACUAUGAAAGAACACAAAGCCACAGUGAACUGCAUUAAGAUCAAGAGCAAUGACAAGGAGUGUGUGACGGCCAGCUCUGAUGGAGCCUGCAUCAUCUGGGACUUGGUGAGGUUUGUGAGGAAUCAAAUGGUCUUGUCCAACACCCUGUUCAGUGUUGUGUGUUAUCACCCUGAGGAAUACCAGAUCAUCACCAGUGGCACUGACAGAAAGAUUGGCUACUGGGAAGUAUAUGAUGGGUCUGCAAUCAGAGAACUUGAGGGCUCCUUGUCUGGAUCUAUAAACGGCAUGCACAUUUCUGAAGAUGGGAAAUAUUUUGUGACAGGUGGAGAUGACAAACUACUCAAGCUCUGGCUCUAUUCUGAUGGUGAAGUGACCCAUGUUGGCAUCGGGCACAGCGGAAGCAUCACAAAUGUGAGAAUCUGUCCCAACAGCAGAUAUAUUGUCAGUACCAGUGCAGAUGGUGCAAUUCUAAGGUGGAGAUACCCACAAACCGCAUAGAACAGUGAAGAAGGCCAUCUUAUUCUAUUUAGGCAUACAGUAGAUUUGUAUUGCACAUAUUUCUUUUAAAAAAUAUUUUUUUUUAUAGCAAGCGGCCCAACAAAACUGAUAUUAAAAUUGCUGUGAGCUAUUUAUUAAAGCAAACACAUGCCCUAUGUCUCACUAUUUCACUUAUUAAGUAUUACAAAUUCAUUUGGCACCAUAAUCUGUGAGAAACCAUGUAAUAAACUAUUCAUCCAUAUAACUAAAAAGACAAA